This is a messenger RNA of Naegleria gruberi, 3087 nucleotides long. RefSeq lists its product as uncharacterized. Gene Ontology annotation, molecular function: ATP binding; ABC-type transporter activity; ATP hydrolysis activity. Bases 1 to 3087 code for a protein of 1028 amino acids. The transcript is spliced from 2 exons. NCBI's taxonomy places the organism in Eukaryota, Heterolobosea, Eutetramitea, Acrasida, Naegleriidae. The record is from RefSeq and is a predicted model, not a curated record.
AUGUCCACUCUUGGAACAGCAAGUCAACAACAGGUCUCAGUAGAAUAUGAAAUUUCUAUUGAAGAGGUGCAAGAUGAUGAAAAUGGAUCGGAGAAACCAAUGGAAACUCCAAGAGAAUCAAAUAAGAAGGUGAAGAGUUCAACAAUAACACAUGUGAGUGCAAAUUCUGAUAGUCAGUCGUCAUUUGAUGAAGCUAUUCAACUGGAUAUUGUAUCUGAAUAUGAUGAUAUUCAAUCUACGACUCAUCAACCAAAUACGAAACCUCACUCAACAAAUGCUUCGAAAGAAAGGAAAUCCAUUUUGAAGAAUGGUAUCACUUGCAUGUUAAUUUCACUCUUCAUUUUCAUUUACAUGUUGAUAUUGAGUGGAACCAUCUAUUAUUCUUACUACAGUAUCGGAAGAGUUUCGUCAGAAUUCGUCUAUUUCAAUGAAGAAUUUUCGAGUACAUGCAACACUGACAAUGGUUUCGUUUACAAGCACCCAACUCUCAACUCAACUCUCGUCAAGACAUGUUUCUCCCAAAAGAUCAUUUCCAUUAACUCUACAAGUGAAACUUUUGAAAAUUUGGACAAGUUGACUUUAUUUUACUAUUCUCCAACAACAUUCAACAUUUACUACUUUAAAGAGUUAUCUUCCUUUGAGAGCUACAACUCUUCUUAUUAUUUAGAUCCAUAUUCGGUCAAUUAUUGGAUUACUUCUAAUACUAAAUAUGGUUUUAAACAAUUUGCGUUAUCUGUUGUUGAUAAUUCAACAGAAAUUGAAGAAAAGGGAAAUUAUGGUGUGAGAAUUUUAUUUCAAGUCAACUUUUACUCAGUUGAAACACUUUCGAAUAGUUCUAAUUAUGUAGGAUAUGAUUACUUGACAACAAUAUCCGAAUCCUCAUUAGAAGAUUAUAUAGAAAGUAAUUCUACAAGUUUCCCAUUCACUAUCAGUGGUUCCUACUAUGUAGAAAGUUCCAUGAGUGAAGUUACUUGGCUCAUGAUUGGUUUCGUCUUGAUUUUGAUUUUCUGCUUGAUUGCCACUUUGUCAAUUUCCAUGAGAAUUCAAAGAGUUUUAUAUUCUGGUGAAAUCUCCACAUUUCUUCCAUUAUUUAUUCGAAAGAUUACCAUUAAUUUGUUAAAGAAACCUUCAAAGAAACUAGAAGAAUCCGUAUCUGAAACCAAAACUUCUCAAACAGGAGCCAAAAUCACUUACGAAAAGUUGAAUUUCAAAGAUUUCUCAGGUAACACUCAUCUAUACGAAAGCAGUGGCGAAUUCCAUCCAUUCACCUUCACUGCAAUUCUAGGAGAAUCUGGAAGUGGCAAAACAACUUUCAUCAACACUCUGAGUAGAAGAGCACGUGGUAAAAUGGGCGGGAAAGUUUAUAUUGGCAAGAAGCAAUUAAAAUCCGAUUCCCAAAAGAGAUUAAUUGGAUUUGUGCCACAACAGGAUAUAAUGAUUCAUACUCUGACUCCAAGAGAGACACUCAUGUUUAAUUCUUUUGUUAGGAAUGAUUAUUUGGAUAUGGAUGGACAUAGAAAGGUUGUGGAUAAGGUUUUGAGAGAUUUGAAGCUUAUUAAGGAAGGUUAUGAUGCUUCGAAUACAAUUAUUGGAAAUGAAGAGCAUAGAGGAAUUUCAGGUGGUGAAAAGAAGAGAGUGAAUGUAGGAAUUGAAUUGGUUACUCAACCAGCAGUUCUUAUUUUGGACGAACCUACAACUGGUCUUGAUUAUUUGACAGCAAACAAAACUUGUAAAAUCCUCAAGGAAAUUGCAGAUGGAGGAAAAACAGUCAUUUGUGUUAUCCAUCAACCUGCCUAUGAAACUUUCUGUCUCUUUACAGAUGUCAUGGUUUUCAAGACUAAACAAGUUGUUUUGAGAGGUAAGCGUGAGGUGAUAUGUAGGGAAGUUGGAAAGAUUCUCAAAAUCAAGAGAGGUGCCAAUGCAGAUGAAAUUUUAGAUUUUGUUUCUGGAGCUACUCAUGAAGAAUUGAAUCAAUUACAAUUAAGAAUUGAUUCAAUUGCUGAGGAGUUGUCAUCAACCCCUUCCCUUAUUCCAUCUCAGCAAACUGAAAGGGAAAAUAAUAAGGAAGGAGGAAAAUCUCGUCACUCCAAAGAUGUCUCUCCAUUUUACAAACAAUUCAUUGCAUUAAUGAUUAGAUCCAUUAUCCAAAUGGCCAGAAGUUGGAUGAGUAUUAUCUUUGAUGCUGUUUUGAGUAUACUUGCUGGUUUUCUAUUGGGAUUGUUAUUCCUGAAUCAGUCUGGUGAUUUGUAUCAAGGACCUGUAGAUAAGAGUAUAGUCUAUCAAUGUCCAACUGAUAAGAUUGCAAUUUGUGCACUUCCUCAAAAGGAUUACGUGAUAGCCCUAGCAAGUUUAUUAAUAUUUGGAUGUAGUUUGACAGCUGCCAUGUCUUCAUUGAGAGUCUUUGGUAACGAAAAGGCAAAUUAUAUCAGAGAAACUUUGAAUGGUAUCAAUUCUAUCAUGUACUUUCUGGUCAAGGAUCUGUUAGCCAACUUGCAAGUUCUCAUUGUUUCCUUCUUCUUUUCCUUGACUUUUUACUUUAUCAUUUCACCUAGAGCAAGUUUUGGUUUCUAUUUUGGAAGCAUGUUCUUAUUGAGCUAUGUUACCUUUCCAAUAGCUUACUGUGUUUCAAUUACAGUGAGUCCACAACUGAGACAAAUUACAUGUGCAACCAUAAUCUUUCUGUCUUACAUGUUUUGUGGAGGAACUCCAACAUUGACCGAUUUGAAUGAAAUGCCACAACCACUUCCAAUGUUUCCACUUCUUUCUCAUGCUCGUUAUGUCAGAGAAUUGCUCUACAUUGGUGAAAUUAUCAACUAUGAAGAGGAUUACAAUAUUGUAAAGAGUCUAUCUCUAUACAGUUACCAAAGUGAUCACAUUCUCUAUCUAGUCCUGGUCGCUCUCAGUUUUGGAUUAGUUUUCAGAAUAUUUGCUUACGGUCUCUUGUGGCAAUCUAGUCCAACUUCAACCAUGAUCAUGAUCUCCAGCAAAUCCAAGUCAAUUGUAUCCAAAAUCUUUUCUCCAUUAUCCAAAAUGAAGGAAUAUUUCACUAACCAACUCCAAAACAAAUUAUCUUCCUUCCUUCAAUAA